Messenger RNA from Psilocybe cubensis, 456 nucleotides. RefSeq lists its product as uncharacterized. NCBI's taxonomy places the organism in Eukaryota, Fungi, Basidiomycota, Agaricomycetes, Agaricales, Agrocybaceae. The transcript is spliced from 4 exons. The record is from RefSeq and is a predicted model, not a curated record. The coding region runs from base 1 to 456 and encodes 151 amino acids.
AUGGCCCGAUUCUUCUGCUUCUUCACCCUUGCUUUUGCUUUGCUCAUGUCCUGCGUCAUGGCUGGCGAACAAAGCAAACGCCAGAUUGGUAAUCUCCAAUGCAACAUUGCACGCCUCAAGACCGUUGCUGGACUCGCUAAGUCGGCCUCUGCUAUCAAAAAAGCAAUGACUGCUGCUCAGGGUGACGCCGAAACUACUGCACAGCUGCAGACGGCUGCACAAGGAGUCUCAAGUGCCCAGGCCGGAGUAGGAACGAUCGCGAAGGCUCUCAUCACCGGACAACUGGCGCCCGCUGCAGCGCGUCAGCAAGUCGCAGACGGCCUCAAUGCUGCCACGACCGCACUUGGAUCUACAACCUCGAGCGACCCUAACGUCGACAGUGCUAUUGCAUCCGCCACCUCGGCUAUCGCUGGCACCACCACCUCCGGGCAGCAGGUUGUCGCCAACUGCAAGUAA